AUGGGAAACUACAAGACUCAUAGCAGAACAGACCGAGCUGAGAGCCAGGAGGGGCCGGCACAAGUGUUGAAAGUAAAAUGGGAUUCAACCCAAAGUCUGUCGUCAUCCAGCAACCAGGGUCAGGCCAAGGUUGUAACCUUCUCAGCACAGCAGGAGCAGAAAGUGGACGAGCGGCUCAAAUUCUCCCAGUUCCUGGAUGAGGUCACAAACAGGGUGUUGAUUCCCGGGAGUCCCUGGGAGUCCUUCAACCCAGUCCAACAGAGAGAACUAGCUGCAGGUGCAACCUCCUGGUACAGCCCAAUGUCUUCCUCUCUACAGACCAUACUGCAACUACAAGACCCGAGGGUGGACUGUGUCAACUUGAUGCAUCAGUGGAGCAAGUACAGCUUACCCAGCUGUAAGGUGCUGGACCCUGGAGAAGGCCUGAGGAAAGUAGGCCAGGGAGAAAGCUGUUUCUACUCAGAGCUGGAGUCCGUAGAGACGGACAUUGACAUUGUCAGGAGACAGGAUGAACAGGAGUUUAAUGGCUCCCUGGAGAGAGGGAGGGAAAGGGAGAGAAGAAUCAUGUGUGGCAGUCCUGAACCACCUCGAGAUGAUUUUCACAAGCGCCUGUCCUACACCACCCACAAACUAGAGAUGGUGGAGUCUGAGUUUGACUCCACCCGUCAGUACCUGGAGACGGAACUCCGUCGAGCCCAAGAAGAGUUGGAGAAAUUCACUGACAAACUACGCAGGAUCCAGAGCAGUUAUGCAGCUCAGCAGAGGAUCAAUCAAGACCUGGAGGACAAGGUGCACAGGACAUCCCAGCACCAUGAGGACAAGAAAAGAGCGCUGAGCCGGGAGAUCAUCGCCCUCAACAAUCACCUCCUGGAGGCCAAGAUCACCAUUGAAAAGCUCAGGGGAGACAACGACCUUUACAGGAAGGACUGUAACCUGGCAGCGCAGCUCCUCCAGUGCUCCAAGUCACACCACAGAGCCCACAAGCUAUCCGAGCUGCCCAUUGACUUCCAGGAGCGGGUGAGCUCCCACAUAGAGAAGCACGGCUGCGACGUCACAAUGGCACUGUGCCACUCAUCCUACUCCGAUGCUGUGCCCACCGCCGUCAUCGCCAAGGUGCUAGAGAAGCCCGAGCCGGGCAGCAGCUGCCCAGUCACCCACUCAACCAGCCCCCAGCCAUUGGUGGACGAGGGCCAUGACUAUGAUUUCCGCCGUACCGCCUUCCGGACUGCCGACCUGUACUGUAGUGACACGGCCCUCUACUGCCCCGGGCGCUGGCAGGAGCGCAGGCAGAGCGUAGAGGUCCACGGCCUCCCCAAAGAUCUCUUCCCUCAGGCCCAGAACUCCAACCCUCAGGAGGUGGCCUUCCAUUCAGGUAACUUCUCCCAACACAGGGCCCCCUCCUUCCACGGAGAGUUUACUGUGGGCUCCUUGCCGCUCUCUAGCUCCUACUCCAGCUUCAGCCAGGCUUCCGAGGAGGAGAAGGGAGGGGAAGGCUGCGGCGGCGGCACCAGCAGCGCCAUGUCCUCCUCCCACCAGGCUCUCUACAUGGACUGGCGGGAUGGGGGGUACGGUGAACACAAGAGCACCUCUUCUUAUGAGAAGGACAGCCCUCCCAGCCUCAGCCUCUUCCCCAAGUCCCACAGCUUCCAGCACAUGGCGAUGCUCCCUUCCCCCAACCCGGCGAAAGGCGGUGGCGGCUCUUCGCCAGCAUACGUGCACACGCCGUCCUGCGGCUGCAGUGAGCCGUACCACUCGCCACACCUAGCAUCGUUGCACAGCCAGGGCUCAGACCAGGGUGUAGGAGGACCCCGGGCGGUGGAGCGCUCGGACAGCCAGGCCAGCAUAGGUGUCCCCACCGAAGAAGAACUGUCUGGAAGCUGGAGGCAGCUGAGUGUAGAGGACAUCAACUCGUACUCCUACAACUGCAAUCCGGGCCGCAUGUCUCCCUACAGCUUUUCCGAGCAGCACUUCACCUUCCAGGAGGGGGACGCGAACGUCUCUCUCCACAGCCAUGUGCUGGACCAGUGCUUGGCCGCUGCAGUCGGUGGUGGCGGACUCUCACCCAGUCCCAAACACCCCAGCAUGGGCCUGCGGGGCAGGCCCCAGCCCCUUUACAGAGCCAAGGAGGACAGCCAGGACUCAGAGUGCAGCCAGUUCCUCUCAGGAAGCUUGAAGGACAAGGAGAGCGGGGCGGCUGGAGCGGCACGGGUGACCAUGAACAAGGAGCAUGUGGAUGCGAGCCCCAACAGCUUGGCCAAGUCCUUAGACCACCAAAGCUCCCUGGAAGCCCCCGGUCUGCAGCAGCAACACUACCAGAGGGAGAGAGUGAGGCCCAGCCUGAGCCUAGCUAUUCCCAGGAAGAGUUCUCAACACCACCAAAAAUUUGGAAGCACAGGAACAGGACUUAACAGGAAGGACAGUCUUACCAAGGCCCAGCUGUACGGCACCCUCCUGAACUGAACAGCUCGGUAACACUUUAGACUUGACAGGUAUAAUGCAUUAUGAUGCGGUUAUAAUUAAUUGUAAGACUUGUCAUAAGCACGUAUGACCCCUUAUAAAAAGUCUUAAUUUUAUCUCAAUGGACAAAUAACAGCAAUUGUGAGCAAGUUGAAAAUAUACUUCAUAAAAAGCCAUAACAUAUUGUAACCCUUGUAAUAAGAAAUAAAAAAGCUCAUGCGUGCUUAUAACAAGUAAUUUAAAAAAGUACAAUUAUACCGGUUAGCUUGAAGUAGUGUUACCAACAGCUCUUCCUUUUACGCGUGACAAUUAUGUACAUCAUGUUUUCUGUGGCAAACACACAGUUGGUGUGGAUUUGAGAUGUUUUUGUAAUCCGGCGAAGGCAGGCUUCAAGCUGUCAGAUGCUACACAGCUGUGUUUUUUGGGG
Messenger RNA from Oncorhynchus gorbuscha (pink salmon), 2884 nucleotides. Its product is annotated as brain-enriched guanylate kinase-associated protein-like. The transcript is spliced from 7 exons. Bases 1 to 2460 code for a protein of 819 amino acids. Lineage: Eukaryota; Metazoa; Chordata; Actinopteri; Salmoniformes; Salmonidae. The record is from RefSeq and is a predicted model, not a curated record. Gene Ontology annotation, cellular component: synapse.